Messenger RNA from Pelmatolapia mariae (spotted tilapia), 978 nucleotides. Its product is annotated as P2Y purinoceptor 13-like. Gene Ontology annotation, biological process: negative regulation of adenylate cyclase activity; G protein-coupled receptor signaling pathway. Gene Ontology annotation, molecular function: G protein-coupled purinergic nucleotide receptor activity. NCBI's taxonomy places the organism in Eukaryota, Metazoa, Chordata, Actinopteri, Cichliformes, Cichlidae. Bases 1 to 978 code for a protein of 325 amino acids. The record is from RefSeq and is a predicted model, not a curated record. The transcript has a single exon. Gene Ontology annotation, cellular component: membrane.
AUGUCAAACAGCACAGAACGCCUCUCCUCUGACUGUGGCUCUCCCGGCCUGGUGGCCUUCCACAUUGUUCUCUCAUACCUUUUAUUCUUCUUGUUUCCUAUUGCAUUAUUACUUAAUGGAAUAGCAGGCUGGGUGUCUUUACACCUAGAGUCCACUUCUACCUUCAUAGUGUAUCUGAAAAAUCUGGUGGCUGCUGACCGCAUUACACUCAUGAUCCCACUAAAGGCAGCCAGCAUGCUUCCAGGUGCAACAGUUGAGUUUAAGGCUUUCAUCUGCCGUUAUGCUGGCAUCUCUUUCUACUGCUCUUUGUACACAAGCAUUGCAUUAAUGGGUCUCAUCAGUUUGGACCGCUUCUUCAAAAUCGUUCGACCAUGUGGAAAAGUCCUGGGACAAAAUGUGAAGUUCACUGUAAUAAUGUCCACCUUGGUUUGGAUUCUGUUGUUUGGCGGUGCUGCUGUUCCAAGUAUCAUUGUCACUGACCAGGUUCCUGCUACUCAAACUGAUGAUUUAUGUAUGUCUUUGAAACCUCCAGCUGGCAAGAACUUCCAUAAAUAUGUGGCUUUAUUUAUGGAGAUUCUUUUCUGGUGUGUCAACAUACUGAUUGUGUUUUGCUACAUCUGCAUUACCAUGAAAGUAGUGCAGUCCUUCAGAAAUUCUGGGAGCAAUAACAGACAGGGACAGAAGAAAACCAAGCUGCGAGUCUUCUUGAUCCUUCUUGUUUUUUGGGUGUCCUUUGUGCCAUUCCACUUAAUUCGCAUUCCUAUGAUACAAAAUGAAUUCUCUGACACUGAUGUCUGCACUCCAACAUGGUUAAAGAUAGUCAGUGAAUUAGCCACCUGGAUGUCUACUAUCAAUGCCUGCCUAGACCCUCUUCUCUACAUCUUCCUGUGCAAGGAGUACAGAGAAAAACUAGUGGAGAUGAAGAAAAGUAUCUGCGCUGGAUUUCAUUCUGGUGACAAAAAUGUGAUUUCACAGUAA